Molecule: messenger RNA, 3377 nt
Organism: Anguilla rostrata (American eel)
Lineage: Eukaryota; Metazoa; Chordata; Actinopteri; Anguilliformes; Anguillidae
Product: claudin domain-containing protein 1-like
Exons: 5
Coding region: 744-1511 (255 amino acids)
Cellular component (GO): membrane
Source: RefSeq, a predicted model, not a curated record
AGAUAGUGCAAUGGCAGUGUUCUACCUUCUUAUCCUUCCUAUCAUACACAAUCAUAACAGUUAUCUAUAAUCGUUAUUGUACAUUUGUAUGCAUAUAAUUCAAUAACCCCCAUCGUUCGUGAAUACGUCAGAAAAUGACAUCAAAGACAAUAUAGAAAUCAUUUGACUGAAAAACUACACGUCGCAUAAUAUUACGCCACACUCGUCGAUUCUUAGUGGCGUCUACGAUAAUAAAAUUGCCAACAACCACCCACCGGAAAAGGAAAAAAUAAAAUAAAAACACCCACCGGAAAAGGGAAAAGAAAGCAGUUCCUUGUCUUUCAUUUCAACAGAGACCUGUGGGACGGUGCUGAUAGGCUGAAAUGGAACAAGAUAUUGGGCUUCGCACGGCACUCACCUGGCUUUGGGUACCCGCGGAUUUAAAAAAUAACACAUUCAACACGAUUGUCUUUAAAUAGGCGCAGAGGAGCAAACGCAUUUGUAUGUUUGAGAAGGAAUUCAAAUAUUCGUUUCUAGUAGAUUUAUAAUCUUUUCUGCAUACGCGGGGAAAUGCCAGGAGUUAAGUUAAACUGUUAUAGGAUACAUAUCUGCGCCUUACAACACACUGUACAAGUCUCUGUUUUUCCACUGUUUGUUUAACCCCUGGUGACGAUCCUAUCAACUACCUUCCAUCCUAUCUACCCUCCAUCCUAAAACGAGCCGAGCCGACAUAUUUCGACACAGGUCAUCAAUCGGCUUUCGCGAUGGUCGAUAACCGCUAUGCCACAGCGCUGGUGAUCGGCUCAGUGCUUAGUCUGCUGGCCACGGUGUACCUGUCGGUGGCUGUGGGCACACAACACUGGUACCAAUACCAGAGCCCGCCGGCCGGUAGAGACGUGGCCAACACAUCGGAGCUGCGCAACCCACGGGAAGAUUUCCUGAAUGGGGACUUCGACGAAAAGACCUACAGCGACAUGCUCUUCCGCCUCAACGGCACCUUGGGUCUCUGGUGGCGCUGCGUCCAGGUGCCGGCGCCGGCGCAUUCACACUGGUUCAAAGAACCUGAUCCUAAGAUGGUAACUGAGUGUGUGAGCUUCACACUGCCACACCAGUUCGUCCCCAAAUACAAGGAUCCCGGGAACCAUAACGGCCAAGAGGACCUGUUACGCACAUACCUGUGGAGGUGUCAGUUCCUACUGCCGCUGGUGUCACUGGGUCUGGUGUUCCUGGGAGCUCUGACUGGGCUGUGUGCCUGCCUGUGCCGCAGCCUCACCCCCACACUGGGCAUUGGGGUGCUCCACCUGCUGGCUGGUAUGUGUACAUUAGCGACGGUGUGCUGCUUCCUGGCUGGGAUGGACCUGCUGCACCGGGCCAACCCACCGCCAGACGGGGUGGACGGGUCCCUGGGCUGGUCCCUCUACCUGGCUCUCAUCUCCUCCCCGCUGCACAUGAUGGCCGCCGCCCUGCUGCUGUGGGCAGCGCGGAGCCACCGGCAGAGCUAUCACCGCAUAACCGCGUACCGCGUGGCAUAGAUCUACAACCAUUACUCUCACUCUGGUAGAACUGCCACAUAACCGCGUGGCAUAGAUCUACCACCAUUACUCUCACUCUGGUAGAACUGCCACAUAACCGUGUGGCAUAGAUCUACCACCAUUACUCUCAUUGGUAGAACUGCCACAUAACCGUGUGGCAUAAAUCUACCACCGUUACUCUCACUCUGGUAGAACUGCCACAUAACCGUGUGGCAUAGAUCUACCACCGUUACUCUCACUCUGGUAGAACUACCACUGCAUUACCACAUAACCGUGUGGCAUAGAUCUACCACCAUUAUGUCUCACUCUGGUAGAACUGCCACAUAACCUUGUGGCAUAGAUCUACCGUCGUUACUCUCACUCUGGUAGAACUACCACAUAACCGUGUGGCAAAAAUCUACCACCAUCAGUCUCACUCCAGCAGAAUUAUCAUCACAUAACCGCAUGGACUUUUAUCUGUUUUUUUUUUUUUAAUACAGAUGCAAUACUAAUUUUCUGGUCUUUACAAUAUGGCUAUCAUAUCAGGAGCAAAUGUUCUGAACACUCAGCAGCUGCAAUGUUUCUAAAAACCUGGUACCUAAUGUUUUUAAUGUUGUGAUGGCUUGUGCCAGUGUAUAGGACUAUUUUUUUUUCCUUUUCAAACACCUUGUGAGUUUCAAUUUCCUUGGAUUACCAUUUCAGAGGAAUAAUAAUGUUUUCCUCACAGUUUGAGAAUUUUUUUUUUUUUUUUUGAAGAUGUAGUGUUUUUGUUUUUUUAAAAUUGACAGGAGUGCAGUAAAAGUAACCCCUUCUGUUUGUCCAUGUAUUAUUAAUAUAAACUGUAUGUACGUUUGUGACAAGUUUAAUAUUAUUGCUGUUCUUAUUGCAUGCACAUAUUUUUUCUGGUGUUAAGUCGAUUGUUGGCAAGUAUGUUUUUUUUUUUAAUUUUUUUUUUUUAUUUUUACCGUUUUGAACUUCUAUGGUGGUCAGUUGUUGAAAUUGCUAUGAUUUAUCUGCAGCCACUCAAAAUGACUUGUAUACGUAUGUCUUGGGUGUUGAGGAAUUUUGAAUCUUGGAAUGUGUUUAUCUUUCUGGACUGUAAGCUGUUUUGUAGAAAUCAGUGGUGAACAUGUGCACCUGAGGUAGUUGAAUUAGGUGGGUGCUUGGACCGUGUAACGUUCACUGUAGAGACGUCUUGACUUGCUCUGAUUGAAUAUUCCCACCCCAUCUAUAUUAAACCACUCCUGAGGGUUAAUGCACCCUUCUACUACCACGGCACAGCCUUGUUUGUAUCAUCAUGGAGAUGGACUUAUACAUCUUCAUUGGCACACCGCACUAUUCUCACCUCUGAUUUGUCCACUGUGCCACAUCAGACAUACCUGGGCCAAUCAUACGUAACCAUGUUAUGUGACGCAUGAAGGGGGAAGAGCGUUUGUGGUGUGAGACUGUCUGACCCAUGGCAGUCACUGUGACAAAUGUAUUAACCACUAGUACCGUGCAGUGGCAAUGUAAUGCCAUAAGGAAGAUUUUGACUGCUAUUAUAGUGUAUGUCAAUUAACAUUUCACCUUGCAUAGCCUUGUAUUUCUACAUAUUUAUUUACUGAAGCAAUUCUGGUUAAAGGCGGUGCCAUUACUGGGGAAUCUGACCCACAACCUACUCGCCACAAUCCCAGCUCCUUAACCACUGUGCCACACUGAAUAUUUCAGUGGAUAACUAUUUGAAUAGUUUUGUAUUUCACCAGUGACAAAUUGAGAAUAUGGAUGAGCUCUGUGUUACUGAGCCAGCUCAGUAUGAAGGGACACAAGGAAAACAUUUCAUGUGUAGAAUGUAAAGAUUGAUCAAAAAAUCUGCUCCAAAGCUGAAUAAAGGAACUUUGUUCAUGUCUA